This is a messenger RNA of Halichondria panicea, 1916 nucleotides long. RefSeq names its product cell cycle checkpoint control protein RAD9A-like. The record is from RefSeq and is a predicted model, not a curated record. Gene Ontology annotation, cellular component: checkpoint clamp complex. Bases 154 to 1836 code for a protein of 560 amino acids. Gene Ontology annotation, biological process: DNA replication checkpoint signaling; mitotic intra-S DNA damage checkpoint signaling; cellular response to ionizing radiation. Lineage: Eukaryota; Metazoa; Porifera; Demospongiae; Suberitida; Halichondriidae. The transcript is spliced from 10 exons.
CGUGGCUUGGUUAAUCUCUCUUUUUUUUCUCUCUCUCUCUCUCUAGCUCUGGCAGAAGCACACUUUUCUCUUUGGAUUUGGUUUAUGGGGGUUGCUGUGUUAUAAAGAAAUCCUGCUCUUGGUACAUGGUGGUGGUAGUGGAUUGAAGAGAAGAUGAAGUGUGUUAUACCAGGUGCAGGCAUCAAGGCUUUUGGCAAGGCCAUAUUCUGCCUAUCGAAGAUUGGAGAAGAGCUCUACAUAGAGGGACUAGAGGAUGGAUUGGCUUUGAAGACGGUGAACACAGCAAGAUCGGCAUUUGCUUGCUUCCUAUUUGAGAAGAAGUUCUUUCACUCGUACAGAGACUCGACAUGUGGGCGUGGCAGUGGGCGUGGCUCUGACAGUGAGGAGGAGGGUGGCUUCAAGUGCAAGAUAUCGGCUCGGUCUGUACUGUCUGUGUUCCGAGCUCUACACACACUGGAGAGGACUGUGGAUCGGUGCAAUGUGAACCUUGACCUCAAGGAGAACAAGCUCGUCUUUAUCUUCCAUUGCAAACACGGAGUGGUCAAGACGCACAGCCUUGGCUACCAAGAAUGUGAAGCCCUACAAGCUGUAUUCUCAAAGGACCUCUGUCCCAACCACCUCUCAGCACCAGCCAAAGUACUGAGCGAGGUGGUGACCCACUUCCCUAGUUCUCUGGAGGAGGUUACUCUCACUGCCCUGCCCACUUCCAUCACUCUACGAAACUACGUGGAGGACGAUGGAGAGGGUAGCCGGCCAUCACUGACAGAGAUUUGUCUGGCCCCAGAUGAGUUCGACCAUUACCAGGUCGGGGUGGAUGCAGCCAUCACGUUCUGUCUCAAAGAACUUCGAGCUAUCCUGGCGUUCACUGAUGCCAUUAACCAAUCAUUAUCUCUGAGGUUCGAAGAACCAGGGAGACCUAUCGUGUUGAGCAUUGAGAAUGCUCGUUUGUACAAGGCUGACUUUGUGAUGGCUACUCUACUGGACGGAAACUCCUCCCAUCAGCACACCACCUCAAUCGGUCACAAUAGGACCGCAACAACUGCCAACAGUACGAUCCCUCAAAACCAGGCAAACGAGUUUGAGUCAUUUCAUAACGAGACUACAAUGCAACACUCACAAAAUGAGAACAGUGAAAUGCUACCGGAAACAAUUCCUAAAAGAACUAGACCAAUUCGAACUCUCUCCGCAAGUGCUGACAUUGACUUUCCGUCCGGCUCUCAGUUUGGUCGCCCUGGUAACGUAACACCAGCUACCACAAGUGCAAAGGUCCCCCCUCCCCCAAGUGAUCUGGACUUUAUGGAUAUUGAAUACAAUCAUAAUGAGAUUGAGGAGCAAGGACAGAGUAAUGCUCCGAGUGAAAACAGUCAUUUAAAAAAGAGUGUCGAUUCUUCGGUACCUAGAAAAAUAGAUUCUGUUACUUCUAAGAACUCUACUGAGAAACAAUUAGUUAGCGCUAUAGGAAGCCAUGGAGAUACUAUGGAGGACGAUUUCGAUGUAAUGGAUGCCAUUUUUGGUGUUGAGAAUCGCAACGAUGUGGCUGAAGAAGGCAAUCAGUUUGGAUUUGGUGUUGAGAGGCAAGACUCUGCCUCAGUACGGAGACAUGAGAAAGAAAAUGUGAGGAUUUUACCCAAAGUGUCUUUGACUCAGGAUGGGGUUGAGGAAGUAAUGGGCAGUACGCUGGGCAACGUUAUUGAUGACUCAGGGUUCAUACCAAGAUCACCCCCCGCUAAGAAGGCCAAGCCGCUGUCAUAUACAGCUCUCUUGGGGUUAACCAUGUUCUCCAGUGAGCACAACAGGUCGGACGUACUAGCACCUGACUCUGAUGAUGAACAAUGAUUGUUUCUGUGGUUGCAAGUACAUUUUAUCACUCCUUUUUAUGUUAGCACUUUCAUUCUUAUAUACUCCGAGUCCCCCUG